AUGAGGAGAUUACCGGUACGGACGACGACUGUGACUGAGUACAGCUCUCACAGCACUCAGGGCUCCCAGCCGGGCUUGCCCACCAGGAAGGUCAGGAAGAAGGUCAAGGUGGACACGUCCAAGUUCAUGACCCCGUACCUGGCCCACAGCCAGAAGAUGCUGGAGCAGUUCAGCCACAACAAGUACCGUCAGGCGUACGACCCUGUCCAAGGGAAACUCCUGCCGUGGUCAUCGACAACCCCGGAGAUGGUCCGCAUCAAGAAGGCCCAGGAGCAGCUGAGUGAGGUUAAAUACCGCAUGGAGGGCAAUAAGGCUCGGACGACCAGCCUGUACGACGGCGAGGCCAAAGAGAUCGCCCACGUCAAGCACGUGUCUGAUCUGAUCAGCAAGGUUCUGUAUAAGCAGAAGUGGGAGGAGAAAGACAGAUACCUGCUGCCCCCUGAUGCCCCCGAGCUGGUUCUGGCUGUGAAGAACGCUGCUAACUACAGCAAGAAACUGUACACGGAGGUCUGGGACGAGGAGAAGACCAUGUUCUACCCCUACAGCGACAGUCCGGAGCUGCGCAGGGUGGCCAAGGCUCAGGAGGUCCUCAGCGAUGUCAUCUACAAGAAAGGUCACGAUCAUCGCAAGGCCAAGUACACGUCUCUGGCCGACCCCCCCGAGGUGGAGCUGGCCAGGAGGGCCGACGAGCAGCGCAGCGACCUGAAGUACAAGAAAGACUACAAUGAGAACGUGAAGGGUCAGUGGUGCGAGACGCCCUACUUCGACGUGGCCACCGCCAGAGUGGCGAUGGAGAACCUCAGCCAAAGGAAAUACACCCAGGAGUUCGAGGACACCAAAGACCAAAUCUACUUCAUGCAGACGGACACGCCCGUUUAUGAAACCAACAAGAAGGCUCGCAUUGCUGCCAGUGAGGUCCAAUACAAGAAGGAGUACGAGAAAAACAAAGCCCAGUGCGACUACAACACGCUGCCCGCCACCGAGAACCCCCUGCUGACGCAGCUCCGAUACGCCGGCACCAUCCUCAGCGAUAAAGUCUAUAAGGCCAACUACGAGAAGUCCCGGGGCUUCAGCAUCAACUACUGCGACACGCCCAAGUUCCAGAUGGACUCCCGUCUCAAGCAGUUCACCGACGCCCACUACAAAGACAAGUAUGACAAUGAGGUCAAAGGUCACUACAUCGGCAGCUAUGAUGACCUCUACAUGCUUCACUGCCAGAAGGUCGAGGAGAUGAAGAACGAGCAAUUAUAUAAAGCCGAGUACGAGGACAUCAACCCCUGCUUCUUCCCUCAAACCAUCACGGCCGAGUACGAAGCCACCAAGAACCUGGAGAAGUGUAAAGAUAAAGUUUACCGGCAGCAUCCGGGAACCGUCAAAUUCACUCAGGUGACGGACUCGCCGGUCCAGGUCCAGGCCGCCAUCAACGCCCAGCAGCUGAGCGACUUGAAUUACAAAGCCAAGUAUGAAGAGUCAAAGGUCAAGUACAGCCUCCCCCCAGACUACCCCUUCUUCGUCCAGUCCCGAGUCAACGCUUUCAACCUCAGUGAAAACUGCUACAAGUACGACUGGGAGAAAUCGAAAGCCAAGAAGUUUGAGAUCCGAGGCGACGCCAUCCCCAUCCUGGCCGCCCGGGCUCACACCAACAUCGCCAGCGAUGUAAAAUACAAAAAGGAGUACGAGAAGAACAAGGGCCAGAUGGUCGGAGCCCUCAGCAUCGAGGACGACCCCAAGAUUCUGCACUCCGUCCAUGUGGCCAAAAUCCAGAGCGAACGCGAAUACAAGAAGGACUACGAGAAGAUCAAGACGAAGUACCACUCGCCGCUGGACAUGAUGUCCGUCAGCCUGGCCAAGAAGUCGCAGGCCAUCGCCAGCAUGGCGGGCUACCGCAGCGUCAGCACCAACUUCUUCCUGCCGCCCGACUCGGUGCUGCUCGACCUGGCCAAGAAGGCCAACCUCAUCCAGAGCGACAACGAGUACAAGUCAGAGUACAACGCCUCCACCAAGGGCACGCCCUGGGUCACCUUCGGCUCCAUGGAGGUGGAGAAGGCCAAGAGAGCGGCGGAGAUCCUGAACGAGAAAAAGUACAGGCAGCACCCGGACACCAUCCCCUUCACGGCCAUCGACGACCACCCCAUCAUGUUGCAGGCCAAAGUCAACCAGCUGCAGAGGAGUGACAAAUUCUACAAACGCGGUCUUGAGGAGAUCCAUCAGAAGUACUCUCUGCCGCCCGACGCUCCCGAGUUCCUUCAGGCCAACUGCAACGCCUACAACAUCAGCAAGAACUACUACAAGCUGGCCUGGCAGGACCUGAUCGCUAAAGGUUAUGACCUGAAGGCCGACGCCAUCCCCAUCAUCGCCGCCAAAGCUGCUCGCCAUGCCGCCAGCGACGUCCAGUAUAAGAAGGCCUACGAGAAGGCCAAAGGUCACCACGUGGGCUUCCGCAGCCUGCAGGACGACCCCCUGCUGGUCCACUACAUGGAGGUGGCCAAAAUGCAGAGCGACAAGAACUACAAGAAGGACUACCACAAGGUGAAGCUGAAGUUCCACUCCCCGGUGGACAUGAUGAGCGUGGCGCACGCCAAGCACGCGUCCAAGGUUCAGACCUUCGCCGGCUACAAGAAGAUCCCCCACAACUACUGCCUGCUGCCGGACGCCAUGAGCCUGGACCUGGCCCGCACCAUGAACUUCAACGCCAGCGACUGCAACUAUAAGCUGGACUACGAGAGCUCGGUGAAGGGACUGGGCUGGGUCCCCAUCGGCUCCCUGGAGGUGGAGAAAGCCAAGGCGGCCGGAGCGGCUCUGGACGAGAAGAAGUACCGGCAGCACCCGUCCACCUUCAGAUUCACCAGCACCUCCGACUCCAUGAACAUGGAGCUGGCCAAGGCCAAUGCCAAGAUCCUGAAUGCGAAAGAGUACAAAGCCAGUGGAGAGAAGUUCAUGCACACCUACCAUCUCCCCCACGACGCCCCCGAACUGCUGCAAGCCCGAUACAACGCCGUCAACAUCAGCCCGAAUUAUUACACCUACGCUCACCGUCAAGAUCUGCUCAAAGGACAUCACAUGAAGGAGGACGCCAUUCCCAUCGUCGCUGCUAAGUCUUCCAGGGACAUUGCCAGCAACUACAAGUACAAGCUGGCCUACGAGAAGGCCAAAGGUCACCACGUGGGCUUCCGCAGCCUGCAGGACGACCCCCUGCUGGUCCACUACAUGGAGGUGGCCAAAAUGCAGAGCGACAAGAACUACAAGAAGGACUACCACAAAGCCAAGCUGAAGUACCACUCCCCGGUGGACAUGAUGAGCGUGGCGCACGCCAAGCAGGCCUCCGCCGUUCAGACGUACACCGGAUACAGGAAGAUCCCCCACAGCUUCCUGCUGCUGCCCGACAACAUGCACCUGCAGCGCUGCCGCAACAUGAUGGAGAUCCAGAGUGACAAUGUCUACAAGUCAGAGUACAAUAACUACAGCAGAGGCACUGGGUGGGUUCCCAUCGGUUCUCUGGAUGUGGAGAAGGCCAAAGCUGCUAAAGCGGCGCUGGAGGAGCGAGGCUACCGCCAGCAUCCCAGCACGCUGAAGUUCACCAGCACCGUUGACGCCAUGAACAUGGCUCUGGCUCUGACCAACUCCAAGCAGCUGGACAAUGCUGCUUAUAAAGCGUCAGGCGAGAAGUUCAUGCACACGUAUCACCUGCCGGCGGACAGCCCCGAGUUCCUGCAGGCCAAGUUCAAUGCGCAGACGCUCAGUGAGAGUCACUACAAGCACAAGUGGCUGGAAACCAUCGCCAAGGGAUACGACAUGAAGCCGGACGCCAUUCCCAUUCUGCAUGCCAAGCAGGGCAGACACAUUGCCAGCGACGUCCAGUACCAUAAAGAGUACGAGAAGGCCAAAGGUCACCACGUGGGCUUCCGCAGCCUGCAGGACGACCCCCUGCUGGUCCACUACAUGGAGGUGGCCAGGCUGCAGAGCGACAAGAACUACAAGAAGGACUACCACAAGUCCAAGCUGAAAUACCACUCCCCGGUGGACAUGAUGAGCGUGGCGCACGCCAAGCAGGCCUCCGCCGUUCAGACAUACGCCGGAUACAGGAAGAUCCCCCACAGCUUCCUGCUGCUGCCUGACAACAUGCACCUGCAGCGCUGCCGCAACAUGAACAUCCAGUCCAGCGAGUGUGAUUACAAGUCUGAAUGGAACAACUUCAUCAGAGGCACUGGAUGGGUUCCGAUCGGGUCGCUCGCCGUUGAGACCGCUAAGGUCGGCGGUCAGAUUCUGAGUGAGCAGAAGUACCGAACUCACCCGUCAACCUUCAAGUACAGCAAGCUGAUGGACUCCAUGGACGUGGCUCUGGCCACGGCCAACAACCAGAUCAUGAACAAGAAAGCUUACACUGCUGCGUGGGAGAAGGACAAGCUGACCGUCCACGUCAUGCCCGAUGCUCCAGAGAUUGUCUUGGCAAAGGCCAACGCUCUCAACAUGAGCAAUAAACUCUACAAAGCCGGCGUGGUGGAGAUGGCCAACAAGGGCUACAACCUCAAAGCCGAUGCGAUCCCCAUUGUGGCUGCCAAGUCUGGCACAAACAUUGCCAGUAAUUACAAGUACAAGCUGGCCUACGAGAAGGCCAAAGGUCACCACGUGGGCUUCCGCAGCCUGCAGGACGACCCCCUGCUGGUCCACUACAUGGAGGUGGCCAGGCUGCAGAGCGACAAGAACUACAAGAAGGACUACCACAAGUCCAAGCUGAAGUACCACUCCCCGGUGGACAUGCUGAGCGUGGUGCACGCCAAGCAGGCCUCCGCCGCCCAGACCUUCGCCGGCUACAGGAAGAUCCAGCACACCAACAUGCUCCUCCCAGACGCCAUGAACCUGCAGCUGGCCCGCAACAUGAACAUCCAGUCCAGCGAUUGCGAGUACAAGUCUGAAUGGAACAACUUCAUCAGAGGUAUCGGAUGGGUCCCGAUCGGGUCGCUUGCGGUUGAAACCGCAAAGGUCGGCGGUCAGAUUCUGAGCGAGCAGAAGUACCGAACUCAUCCGUCAAAAUUCAAGUACAGCAAGCUGAUGGACUCCAUGGACGUGGCUCUGGCCACGGCCAACAACCAGAUCAUGAACAAGAAAGCUUACACUGCUGCGUGGGAGAAGGACAAGCUGACCGUCCACGUCAUGCCCGAUGCUCCAGAGAUUGUCUUGGCCAAGGCCAACGCUCUCAACAUGAGCAAUAAACUCUACAAAGCCGGCGUGGUGGAGAUGGCCAACAAGGGCUACAACCUCAAAGCCGAUGCGAUCCCCAUUGUGGCUGCCAAGUCUGGCACAAACAUUGCCAGUAAUUACAAGUACAAGCUGGCCUACGAGAAGGCCAGAGGUCACCACGUGGGCUUCCGCAGCCUGCAGGACGACCCCCUGCUGGUCCACUACAUGGAGGUGGCCAGGCUGCAGAGCGACAAGAACUACAAGAAGGACUACCACAAGUCCAAGCUGAAGUACCACUCUCCGGUGGACAUGCUGAGCGUGGUGCACGCCAAGCAGGCCUCCGCCGCCCAGACCUUCGCCGGCUACAGGAAGAUCCAGCACACCAACAUGCUCCUCCCAGACGCCAUGAACCUGCAGCUGGCACGGAACAUGCAGUUCAUUGCCAGUGAUAACCAGUACAAGAGCGAGUAUGAGAACUACAUCAAAGGCAUUGGGUGGGUCCCGAUUGGCUCGCUGGAUGUGGAGAAAACUAAAGCUGCUGGAAAGGCCUUCAGUGAGAAGUUAUACCGUCAGGCUCCGAGCAACUUCAAGUUCACCAAAGACAUGCACUCUAUGGACCUGGUGCUGGCCACGGCUAACAAUCAGAUCAUGGAUAAGAAAUCCUACACCAGCGCCUGGGACAACGACAAGACUACAAUUCAUGUCAUGCCCGAUGCAAUGGACAUCAUUCUGGCCAGAGAUAACAGGAAAAACUACAGCGAGAAAUUGUACAAACUGGAUAAUGAGCUGUCCAAGAAGAAGGGUCAUCAUGUUGGCGUGGACGCCAUCGCAGUCCAGGCUGCUAAAGCCUCCACCAUUAUUGCCAGUGAUUACAAGUACAAGACAGGGUACCGUAAGCAGGUGGGCCACCACAUCGGCGCCCUCAGCAUCCAGGACGACCCGCUGCUCAUGCUGGCACUCAACUCAGCCAAGAUCGCCAGCGACGCCCUGUACAAGAAGGACUUCAACAAGUCCAAGACCAAGUUCAACCUGCCGGUGGACAUGAUGGCCUUCGAACUGGCCAAGAAGAACCAGAUCCAGGUCAACCACGCCAACUACAUCACCCGCCUGCACAACUGGACGUGCCUGCCGGACUCCAACGACGUGGUGCAGGCCCGACACGCCUACAACCUCCAGAGUGACGCUGUGUAUAAGGAGGACUUCAGGAUGCUGCAGGGUGUAGGAUGGGUGCCCAUUGGUUCACUGGACGUUGAGAAAGUCAAGAAAGCCGGCGAGGCACUGAGUGAAAGACUGUAUCGUCAACACCCCAGCAACUUCAAGUACAAAAUGACGACUGAAGACAUGCCCCUUGCGCUGGCUAAGGCCAACGCUCAGGUCAUGAACAAGCAAGCCUACACUCAGGCCUGGGACAAGGACAAGACCACCAUCCACGUCAUGCCUGAUGCCAUGGAUAUUGUUCUGGCCAAGGCAAACAAAGUCAACUACAGUGUGAAACUGUACAAGCAGGCAAAUGAAGACGCGAAGAAGAAGGGCUACGAUCUGCGCAAUGACGCCAUUUCCAUCCUCGCUGCCAAGGCUGGCAGAGACAUUGCCAGUGAUUACAAGUACAAGACGGGGUACCGGAAGCAGGUGGGCCACCACAUCGGUGCCCGCAGCAUCCAGGACGACCCUCUGCUCAUGCUGGCACUCAACUCAGCCAAGAUCGCCAGCGACGCCCUGUACAAGAAGGACUUCAACAAGUCCAAGACCAGGUUCCACCUGCCUGUGGACAUGCUGAACCUGGAACUGGCCAAGAAAUGCCAGAUCCAGGUCAACGACUUCAACUACAGGACUCGCCUGCACCAGUGGACGUGUCUGCCGGACUCCAACGACGUGGUCCAGGCCCGACACGCCUACGACCUCCAGAGUGACGCUGUGUAUAAGGAGGACUUCAGGCUGCUGCAGGGUGUAGGAUGGGUGCCCAUUGGCUCGCUGGAUGUUGAGAAAGUAAAAAAAGCUGGUGAAAUCCUGAGUGAGAAACAGUACCGUCAACACCCCAGCAACUUCAAGUUCAAAAUGACGACUGAAGAUAUGCCCCUCGUGCUGGCUAAGGCCAACGCUCAGGUCAUGAAUAAGAAAGCAUAUGUUGAACAUUGGGACAACGAGAAGACGAAGAUUCACGUCAUGCCCGAUGCGAUGGAUGUUGUUCUGGCCAAAGCAAACAAUGUCAUCUACAGUGAGAAAAAGUACAAACAGGGAUAUGAAGAUGCCAAGAAGAAGGGCUAUGACCUCCGUAAUGAUGCCAUUUCCGUCAUCGCAGCCAAGAAUUCCAGAGACAUUGCCAGUGAUUACAAGUACAAGACGGGGUACCGGAAGCAGGUGGGCCACCACAUCGGUGCCCGCAGCGUCCAGGACGACCCUCUGCUCAUGCUGGCACUCAACUCAGCCAAGAUCGCCAGCGACGCCCUGUACAAGAAGGAUUUCAACAAGUCCAAGACCAGGUUCCACCUGCCAGUGGACAUGCUGAACCUGGAACUGGCCAAGAAAUGCCAGAUCCAGGUCAACGACUUCAACUACAGGACUCGCCUGCACCAGUGGACGUGUCUGCCGGACUCCAACGACGUGGUCCAGGCCCGACACGCCUACGACCUGCAGAGUGACGCUGUGUAUAAGGAGGACUUAAGGAUGCUGCAGGGUGUAGGAUGGGUGCCCAUUGGCUCGCUGGACGUUGAGAAAGUGAAGAAAGCAGGCGAGGUGCUAAGUGAGAGGCUGUAUCGUCAACACCCCAGCAACUUCAAGUACAAGAUGACGACUGAAGACAUGCCCAUCGCGUUGGCUAAAGCCAAUGCUCAGGUCAUGAACAAGAAAGCGUACACUGAAGCUUGGGACAACGAGAAGACAAAGAUCCACGUCAUGCCUGAUGCCAUGGAUGUGGUUCUGGCCAAAGCAAACAACGUCAACUACAGCUUGAAAUUGUACAAACAAGCAAAUGAAGAAGCCAAGAAGAAGGGCUACGAUCUGCGCAAUGACGCCAUCUCAGUCAUUGCUGCCAAGGCUGGCAGAGACAUUGCCAGUGAUUACAAGUACAAGACGGGGUACCGAAAGCAGGUGGGCCACCACAUCGGCGCCCGCUCCGUCCAGGAUGACCCUCUCAUCAUGCUGGCUCUCAACUCGGCCAAGAUUGCCAGUGACGCCCUGUACAAGAAGGACUUCAACAAGUCCAAGACCAAGUUCCACCUGCCGGUUGACAUGCUGAACCUGGAGCUGGCCAAGAAAUGCCAGAUCCAGGUCAACGACUUCAACUACAGGACUCACCUGCACCAGUGGACGUGUCUGCCGGACUCCAACGACGUGGUCCAGGCCCGACACGCCUACGACCUCCAGAGUGACGCUGUGUACAAAGCUGACCUGAAGUGGCUCCAGGGUCUGGGCUGGGUCCCGAUCGGCUCAAUUGACGUUGAGAAAGUCAAGAAAGCUGGAGAGAUUUUGACGGACAGGCUGUACCGCCAGCAUCCCAGCACCGUUCCCUUCACCAGCCCCACUGACGCCAUGAACCUCGUCCUGGCCAAGAAUAAUGCCCUGACCAUGAGCAAGCGCCUUUACACUGAAGCGUGGGAGAAGGACAAGACACAGCUUCACAUCCAGCCUGACACUCCUGAGAUUGUCCUCUCUCAACAAAAUUCCAUCAACGUCAGCAGGAAACUCUACAGAGAAGGCUUUGAGGCUGCAAUCAGGAAAGGCUAUUUCCUUCCUCCGGAUUCGAUCUCAGUCAAAGCUGCCAAGGCCUCCAGAGAUAUCGCUAGCGACUACAAAUAUAAGACGGGCUACAGGCAGCAGGUGGGCCACCACAUCGGCGCCCGCUCCGUCCAGGACGACCCUCUCAUCAUGCUGGCUCUCAACUCAGCCAAGAUCGCCAGCGACGCUCUGUACAAGAAGGACUUCAACAAGUCCAAGACCAAGUUCCACCUGCCGGUUGACAUGCUGAACCUGGAGCUGGCCAAGAAAUGCCAGAUCCAGGUCAACGACUUCAACUACAGGACUCACCUGCACCAGUGGACGUGUCUGCCGGACUCCAAUGACGUGGUCCAGGCCCGGAAGGCCUACGACCUGCAGAGCGACGCUGUGUACAAGGCCGACCUGGAUGAGAUUGUGGGCGUCGGAUGGGUCCCCAUCGGGUCCAUUGAUGUGGUGAAGGCCAAGAACGCAGGCCAGAUCCUCAGUGACCGUCUUUACAAACAGAGACCCGACACAUUCAAGUUUAAGACUGACAUGACCGCCAUGCCGAUGGUCCUGGCCAAAGCCAACGCUGAAAUCAUCAACAAGAAAAACUACAUUGCUGCUUGGGAGGCUGAAAAAGUGAAGACUCAUGUGAUUCCUGACAUGCCAGAGAUGCUGCUCUCCAAAGCAAACGCCUACAACAUCAGCAGGAAACUGUACAGAGAAGGUGUUGAAGAGAUGUUCAGAAAGGGAUACGACAUGAAGCCCGAUGCCGUCUCCGUCAUCGCCGCCAAACAUGGAAGAGAAAUCAUCAGCGAUUACAAAUACAAGACGGGUUACCGGAAGCAGGUGGGCCACCACAUCGGAGCCCUCAGCGUCAAUGACGACCCCCUCAUUGUGUUGGCAUUGAACUCGGCCAAGAUCGCCAGCGACGCCCUGUACAAGAAGGACUUCAACAAGUCCAAGACCAAGUUCCACCUGCCGGUGGACAUGCUGAACCUGGAACUGGCCAAGAAAUGCCAGAUCCAGGUCAACGACUUCAACUACAGGACUCGCCUGCACAACUGGACCUGCCUGCCGGACUCCAACGACGUGGUCCAGGCCCGGAAGGCCUACGACCUGCAGAGCGACGCUGUCUACAAGGCCGACAUGGAGUGGAUCAAGGGAACGGGAUGGGUCCCGAUAGGGUCAGUGGACGUGGAGAAAGCCAAGAAAGCAGCAGAGAUCCUGAGCGAGAGGAAAUACCGUCAACCCCCCACCAACUUCAAGUUCAAAGCCCAAACCACCGACAUGCCGUACGCCCUCGCUCAGGCCAACGCUCAGAACAUGGACAAGAAAGCCUACAUUGCUGCCUGGGAGAAGGAUAAAACCAACAUUCACGUCAUGCCCGACACUCCGGAGAUCGUCCUGGCUCAGCAGAACAAACUCAACACCAGCCACAAAUAUUACCGUGAAGGAUUCGUGGACAUGAUCAAUAAAGGCUACUACCUCCCCAAAGACGCCAUUUCUGUUUUAUCAGCCAAAGCCUCCAGAGACAUCGUCAGUGAUUACAAAUACAAGGCCGGUUUCCGGAAGCAGUGUGGCCACCACAUCGGUGCCCUCAGCGUCAACGACGACCCGCUGAUCCUGCUGGCCGCCCACGCCGCCAAGAUCUCCAGUGACAACAUCUACAAGCAGGAAUUCAACAAGACCAAGACCAAGUACAACCUGCCGGUGGACAUGCUGACCAUCGAGCUGGCCAAGAAGUGCCAGCAGCAGGUCAACGACUUCAACUACAGGACUCACCUGCACCAGUGGACGUGUCUGCCGGACUCCAACGACGUGGUCCAGGCCCGGAAGGUCUACGACCUGCAGAGCGACGCCGUGUACAAAGCCGAUCUGGAGUGGCUGAAGGGAUGCGGCUGGUCGCCACAUGAAUCCGUGGACGUGGUUAAAGUGAAACACGCCCAGACCAUCCUCAACGAGAGGCUGUACCGCCAGCCCCCCAGCACCGUCAAGUUCACCAGCAUCGUCGACCUCCCCGCCGUCGUCCUGUCCAAGCAGAAUGCCGACAACCUCAGCGACUGGAAAUACAGAGAGGUCUGGGAUAAAGACAAGCUCACCAUUCACAUUCCCACCGACACGCCCACCUUCGAGCUGUCAAAGGCCAACGCUGUCAACGUCAGCAACAAGCUGUACACUAAAGCAUGGGACGACCAGAAGGCCAAAGCGUACCAUGUGAAGGAGGAUGCUAUUUCCGUGCUGAAGGCCAAAGCGUCCAGAGAUAUCAUCAGUGACUACAAGUACCACGAGGGGUACCGGAAGCAGGUGGGCCACCACAUCGGCGCCCGCUGCGUCCAGGACGACCCCCUCAUCAUGCUGGCCCUCAACUCGGCCAAGAUCGCCAGCGACGCUCUGUACAAGAAGGACUUCAACAAGUCCAAGACCAAGUUCCACCUGCCGGUCGACAUGCUGAACCUGGAACUGGCCAAGAAAUGCCAGAUCCAGGUCAACGACUUCAACUACAGGACUCACCUGCAUCAGUGGACGUGUCUGCCGGACUCCAACGACGUGGUCCAGGCCCGGAAGGCCUACGACCUGCAGAGCGACGCCGUGUAUAAAGCUGAUCUGGAGUGGCUCCGAGGCUGCGGCUGGAUGCCACAUGAGAGUGUCGACGUCCUGAAGGUGAAGCACGCUCAGAAGAUCCUGGCCGACAGAGGCUACCGGGUCAAGCUGGAUGAACAGAAGUACAUCGUGCCAAAUGACAGAGUUGACCUGGUCUGUGCCAAGAACGCUGCUGAGGUCCUCAAUGAGGCCAAAUAUCGUGAAGCCUGGCAUCAGGACAAGACCAAGUACACCCUCGUGGACACUCCGUCUCUCGCCACGGCCAGAGAGGUGGCCAAGAACGUUCACCCUAAACUGUACACCAAAGCCUGGGACAGUGUGAAAGCCACGGGGUACUUCAUGCCCGGAGACGCUGUGCCCAUCAAGCAGUGCAUCCAGACAAGCAAAGUGCAGAGUAAUCAUAAAUACCUGGAGUCGUACCGGAAGCAGGUGGGCCACCACAUCGGCGCCCGCUGCGUCCAGGACGACCCCCUCAUCAUGCUGGCCAUAAACUCGGCCAAGAUCGCCAGCGACGCUCUGUACAAGAAGGACUUCAACAAGUCCAAAACCAAGUUCCACCUGCCGGUGGACAUGCUGAACCUGGAACUGGCCAAGAAAUGCCAGAUCCAGGUCAACGACUUCAACUACAGGACUCACCUGCACCAGUGGACGUGUCUGCCGGACUCCAACGACGUGGUCCAGGCCCGGAAGGUCUACGACCUGCAGAGCGACAACGUCUACAAGGCCGAUCUGGAAUGGAUCCGGGGCUGCGGCUGGGUGGCGGCCGACUCCGUCGACCACGUCAAGGUCAAGAAGGCUCAGGAGAUCCUCAACGAGAGGCUCUACAAGAAGCAAGCCCAGGACAACUUCGGAAAAUUCACCCUGGUGGUGGACCGGCCUGAGAUCAUCCUGGCUAAGAUCAACGCCGCCAACCUCAGCGAUCUGAAGUACCACGAGACUUUCAAUGCCGAAAAGGGUCGUUACAUCGGUUCAGAGGAUACUCCUCAGCUGGCACACAGCAGGGAGGUCUCCAAGAACAUCAGCGAGAAACUCUACAAGUCUGACUGGGAUUCCACCAAGGCUCUGGGCUACAAGCUGGACCAUGAAUACAUCCCACUGGUCAGCGGCAAGAAGGGCAGGGAGAUCGCCAGCGACGCCAAGUACAAGGACGCCCACGAGAAGGCCAAAGGUCACUACAUGGCAGGGACCCUGGUGGACUUCCCGGAGGUGGUUCGCUGUGGAGAGCAGGAGAAGGGGAAGGGCCUGAGGCUCUACCAUAAGGAUUACCACCAAACCAAGACCAAGAUCCACCUCCCGCCCGACAUCAUCGCCAACCAGGUGGCGAAGCGCUGCCAGGACAUGCUGAGCGACGUCCUGUACCGCACCUACCUGCACCAGUGGACCUGCCACCCCGAGCAGGAGGACGCCAUCCGGGCCCGCAAGACCAACGAGAUCCUCAGCGAUGUCUUUUACAAGGACGACCUGAACUGGAUGAAGGGCAUCGGCUGCUUCGUGUGGGACACCCCCGAGAUCCUCCGCGCCAAGAAGUCCUACGACCUUCAGAGCGAGCUCAAGUACCGAACCGAAGCCAAGAAGGAUUUCAACAACUACUCCAUCGUGACGGACACGCCCGUUUACGUGACGGCCAUCCUGGGACACACCUGGGCCAGCGAGCUGAACUACAGGGAGGCCUACCACAAGGAGAAGCAUCUCUACACCACCGUGCUGGACACCUACGACUACGCCCGCUGCCACAACUUCAAGCACUUCUUCAGCAACAAAAACUACACCGCCGCCUGGGACAAAGUCAAAGCCACGUCCUACCAGAUCCCUCAUGACUCGCACGCCAUGCAGCACGCCAAGCACCAGAAGGUCGUCCUCAGCAACGUGAAGUACAAGGAGGAUUAUGAGAAGUUCAAGUCCCUCUACAGUCUGCCCAAGUCUCUGGAGGACGAUCCGUCCACGGCUCGCUGCGUCAAGGCGGGAAAGCUGGUCCUGGACCGUCUGUACAAGGAGAACUACGAGAAGACCAAGGCCAAGAACCACAUCCCCCCCGACAUGCUGGAGAUCCUGUCGGCCCGGAACACCCAGUCCACCGUCAGCGGCAUCAACUACCGCAAGUACCUGCACCAGUGGAUCUGCCUGCCCGACAUGCAGGUGUACGUCCAGGCGCGCAAGGUCAACGAGCAGCUCAGCGACAUCUUCUACAAGGACGACCUGAACUGGCUGAAGGGGAUCGGCUGCUACGCCUGGGACACGCCGGAGAUCCUGCGCGUGAAGCACGCCGGCGACCUUCAGAGCGAGGCGAAGUACAGAGCGAAGGGCAUCGAGGCGUUCAAGGACUACUCCGUGGUGACGGACACUCCGGUGUACGAGACCGCCAAGCAGAACGCCGUCAACCUGAGCGACCUGCACUACCGCUCCGACUACAACGCCAACAUCAAGGGCACCAACACGGCGCCCGCCGUCACCAUCGAGACCGAGAGGGCCCGCCUGGCCAACUACAUCCAGAGUGAUAACAUCUACAAAGACGCCAACAAGCACUCCAUGCCCACCGGCUACUCGCUGCCUCACGACACGCCGCUCAUCACUCAGGCCAAGAAGAACAGCGUGGUCUCCAGCAACGUGAAAUACAAGGAGGCGUAUGAGAUGAUGAAGGCCAGGUCGUACACACUCCACCCGGAGGGCGUCAACUUCGUCACGUCCAGGAAGGCUCACAAGAUCGUCAACGACCGUCUCUACCGUGAGACGUACCACAAGCAGAAGGACAAGAUCCACACAACCUACGACACUCCCGACAUCCGGCAGGUCAAGAUGAACCAGGACCACCUGAGUGACCUGUGGUACAAGGAGAAGUACAACAGCACGAAGGGCCAGCUGAUCUCGCUGCCCAUCACGCCCGAGCUGCUGCACUGCUACCACGUCAACGAGAUCACCAGCGAGCUGAAAUACAAAGAGGACCUGUCCUGGCUGCGCGGGCUCGGCUGCUUCCUGUACGACACGCCGGAGAUGGUCCACGUCCGCAACAUCACCAAGUUCAAGGAGAACUACCCGGUGGAGGCCAAGAAGAACCUGGCCAACUUCUCCGUGGUGCUCGACACUCCGGAGUACAAGCGAGUGACGGAGCUGAAGACGCACAUGAGCGGCAUGGUCUACAAAGCCCAGAGCAAGCGGGACAUGGCCAAAGUCACCAUGACGGCCGAGGCCGUGGACGUCCAGAGAGCCAAGUGGGCCCAGCAGCUGACCAAUAAGUACCUGUACACCGACCUGGCCGCGAAGGAGAGAGUCCACUUCACCCCGGAGAGCGAGACGCCGACGAUGGGCCACGCCAGAAAGAUGAAAGUCAUCUUCAGCGACAAUAAAUACAAGGAGCAGUAUGAGAAGAUGAAGCACCGCUACACGGCCAUCGCCGACACGCCGCUGCUCAUCCGCGCCAAGAAGUCCUACCUGCAGUCCAGCGACCUGCGUUACAAGGAAACCUUCGAGCUCUCUAAAGGACACUACCGCACCGUGAAGGACGCCCUGGACGUGGUCUACCACCGCAGAGUGACCGACGACAUCAGUGAGGUCAAAUACAGGGAGAAGUACAUCAGCUCCCUGGGAACCUGGAAGUCCAUCCCGGAUCGCCCCGAGUUCUUCUUCAGCAGGAUCGUCAACGACAACGUCAGCAACGUCAAGUACAAGGAGGACCUGGACUGGCUCCGGGGCAUCGGCUGCUUCGUGUGGGACACGCCCGAGCUGCUGCUGGCCGAGAACAACAAGAAGCUGUACAGCGAGAGGCUGUACAAAGCUUCCUUUGAGAAGAACAGAGCCAACUUUAAAUACACGUCCGACACGCCGUUCUUCCAGGCCGCCAAGAACGCCUCCAUCCUCAUCAACGACAGGACCUACAGGUCUAACUAUGAGAAGACCAAGGAUAAGUUCACCAUCACCACAGACGACCCCAGGUACCAGCUGGCCCGGGAGAACCGGAAGAUGAGCCAGGUAAAGUACAGGGAGCAGUACGAACGCGCCAAGGACAAGUUCACCUCCAUCCUGGAGACCCCCGAGUACGAAGCCCACCGGCGCAGCAAGAAGAUCGGCGACAUCAUCUACAAGAUGGAGUACCACAAGAACAAGGCCAAGGGCUACACCCUGCCGUACGACACGCCGUACCAGCAGCACAUGAAGAAGGUCAAGGAGAUCACCAGCAACCUGAAGUACAGGGAGGUGUACGAGCGGAGCAAGGCUCAGAUCAACAUGGACCCUGAGGCUCACGACAUCCGCGCCGCCAAGGAGGCCUACAAGAACAUCAGCAACCUGGACUACAAGAAGAAGUACGAAGCCACCAAGAACAAGUGGAUCUGGACCACGGAUCGGCCCGACUUCCUCAACGCCGCCAAGAACUCACUGCAGCAGAGCGACGUUGAGUACAAGUACGACAAGGAGAUGCUGAAGGGCUGCGUGAUCCCCGUGGUCGACGACAAGCUGACGCUGCUCUGCCUGAAGAACGCCGAGAUGGCCAGCGACGUCAAGUACAAGCAGAAGUAUGAGAAGGCCAAAGGUCACUACGUGCCCGUGAAGGACACGCCCCAGAUCCUGCACGCCAAGGCGGUGCGCAGCCUGGCGUCAGAGAGCAAAUACAAGGCGGCCAGCAAGAAGGAGAUGCAGUCGGGCUCCUUCACCACGCUGCCUCAGACCCGGGACACCGUCCACAGCAAGCAGAUCAACCAGCUCGUCAGCGGGAAACUCUACAAAGCCAAGUUCGAGAAGGAGAAGGGCAAGUCCAUCUACAACAGCAUGGUGGUGCCGCCCGACGUGCAGCACGCCAUGGACGUGGCCAAGAGCCAGAGCAACGUCGCCUAUAAGAAGAGCGCCAAAGCCAACCUGCACUACACCACCGUGGUGGACCGGCCCGACAUCAGGAAGGCCACGCAGGCCGCCAAGCUCAUCAGCGAGAUCGGCUACCGGGAGAAGGCCCGGGAGGAGGCCAGCCGCGGAGGCUCCCUGGUCCACCGCCCGGACAUCGCUCUGGCCACCGAAGUGUCCAAGCUGACCAGCCAGGUGAAGUACAAGGAGAAGUUUGACAAGGAGGUGAAGGGGAAGAAGCCGCAGUACGACCUGAAGGAGAGCAAGAUUUACAAGACGCUGAAGGACGCCAACGAGUUGGCCAGUGAGGUGAAGUACAAGGGCGACCUGAAGAAGAUCCACAAGCCCGUGACGGACAUGGCCGAGUCUCUGUCCAUGCAGCACAGUCUGAGCACCAGCAAGCUGUCCAGCAGCUACUGCUACAAGAAGAAAUUUGAGGAGAGUAAGGGUCACUACCACAUGAUUCCCGACACACCAGAGCAGCUCCACCUGAAGGAGGCCUCUGAACUGCAGAGCAACGUGAAGUACAAGGAGAAGUAUGAGAAGGAGAAGGGCAAGGCCAUGUUGGACUUCGAGACGCCCACGUAUGUGACGGCGAAGGAGGCGCAGCACAUGCAGAGCCAGAAAGACUAUAGGAAGGACUUUGAGGAGAACAUGAAGGGAAAGAACCUCUCAGGCUUGGAGGUCACCCCCGCCAUGAUUCAUGUCAGACACGCCACAAAGAUAGCCAGCGAGAGGGAGUACAGGAGGGAUCUAGAGGAGGGCGUGAAGGGUAAAGGCCUCACGGCACUGGAGGAAACUCCGGAGCUCUUGAGAGCCCGGAAUGCCACUCAGAUCCUGUGUGAGAGGGAGUACAAGAAGGCGCUGGAGGAGGAGAUUAAGGGAAAGGGAAUGUUGGCCUUGGCGACGGACACCCCAGACUUCAUGAGAGCCAGAAACGCCACCGACAUCCUGAGCCAGACGAAGUACAAGCAGACGGCGGAGAUGGACCGAGCCAGCUACACCACGGUGAUCGACACGCCGGACAUCAUCCACGCCCAGCAGAUGAAGAACAUCGUCAGCCAGAAAAAGUACAAGGAGGAGGCGGAGAAGACCAUGUCCCACUACGUGCCGGUCCUGGACACCCCCGAGAUGCAGAGAGUCCGUGAGAACCAGAAGAACUUCAGCACGCUUCAGUACCAGACUGACCUUAAAAACAUAAAGGGCAAAGUGUCUACUGUACAGGACACGCCUGAAAUGCUCCGAGUUAAGGAGAACACAAAGAAUUUCAGCUCGAUUCAGUACAAAGACGAGUUGGGAGGAGGAACCGCUCUGCCCAAGACCCCCGAGAUGGAGCGGGUCAAACACAACCAGCAGAACAUUAGCACGAUUCAGUACAGGGACUCGCUGGGUGGAGGCACCGCCAUCCCAGACCUGCCCGAGGUGCAGCGGGUCCGGCAGGCCCAGAAGAACAUCAGCCUGAUUCAGUACAAGGACUCGGUGGGUGGAGGCACUGCCAUCCCCGACCCCCCCGAGGUGCAGCGGGUCCGAGAGACCCAGAAGAAUAUCAGCCUGAUUCAGUACAAGGACUCAGUGGGUCGAGGCACCGCCAUCCCAGACCUGCCCGAGGUGAAGCGGGUCCGAGAGACCCAGAAGAACAUCAGCCUGAUUCAGUACAAGGACUCAGUGGGGCGAGGAACCGACAUUCCAGACCCUCCAGAGGUGAAGCGGAUCCGAGAGACCCAGAAGAACAUCAGCCUGCUACAAUACAAAGAAGGAGUGGGACACGGUACCUCGGUGUCAGAGACGCCAGAGAUGGAGAGGGUUAAACGCAAUCAGCAGAAUAUUAGCACGAUAAAGUACAAGGACUCUUUGGGCCGAGCGACGGCGAUCCCGGAUCUGCCCGAGGUGCAGCGGGUCAAACAAACCCAGAGGCACAUCAGCUCGGUGUUGUAUAAAGACGGUUCAGCCAAGGGAACCCCUGUGGUGUUCACUCCAGAGAUGGAGCGAGUCAAAAGGAACCAGGAGAACAUUAGCUCGGUGCUGUACUCCGACAGUUUCCGGAAGCAGGUUCAGGGCAAAGCCGCCUUCGUGCUGGACACCCCUGAGAUGAGGCGCGUCCGGGAGACCCAGCGCAUCAUCUCCGGGGUGAGAUACCACGAGGACUUCGAGAAGCACAAGGGCAGCUUCACGCCGACCACCUCGGACCCCGUCACCGAGCGCGUCAAGAAGAACACGCAGGACUUCAGCGACAUCAGCUACCGCGGCAUCCAGCGGCGCGUGGUGGAGAUGGAGCGCAGACGGGCCAUCGAGCACGACCAGGAGACCAUCACCGAUCUGCGCGUGUGGCGCACCAACCCGGGCUCCGUGUUCGAUUACGACCCGGCCGAGGACAACAUCCAGUCCAGGAGUCUGCACAUGAUGUCAGUCCAGGCCCAGCGCCGCAGCAAGGAGCACUCCCGCUCCACCAGCGCCCUGAGCGGCCUGGCUGACGAGAAGUCCGAGGUCUCCCAGGACGCGGACCACCACAUGUCCCUCUACAGCAACGGCUUCAUGACCUCCUCCAUCGGUUACCAACACGCCAAGACGGUGGAGGUGCAGCAGCGGUCGUCGUCAGUGGCCACCCAGCAGACCACCGUGUCCUCCGUCCCCUCCCACCCCUCCACCACCGGGAAAACCGUGCGUGCCAUGUACGACUACGCGGCGGCUGACAGCGACGAGGUGUCCUUCAAGGACGGAGACGUGAUCGUCAACGUCCAGGCCAUCGACGAGGGCUGGAUGUACGGCACCGUGCAGCGCACCGGCAAGACCGGCAUGCUGCCCGCCAACUACGUGGAGGCCAUCUGAAGAGCGAGCCCGCCCCCCGUCCCUCCGGAGGAGGCGCGACACGUCCACGGGGCCGGCGACCCCCACCCCACCCCAAACCACCCCCACCCCCACCCCCACCCCACCACCGUGUAGCUUUAGAGGUUUGUGUAGCUGCUCGCUGUCUGAACUCUGCAGUCAGUCCUGCUCCAUCCAUUCAUCCAUUCACUCAUUCAUGCCACCACCGCCGUGUUUCCUGUGGAUGUGACACAAGCUUCAUGACCCCACCCAUAUAAAUAUUAUAAAGACGCCUGCAGCCGAUGAGACACACCAUUCGAGCCGUUCUAGGAAACCGUCUUGGAGAAACAAGACGCCCGACUUGGCCCUGUUUUUUUGUACAUUUCAAAUUGAAGAGACAUUAUUUAACUUUCUUGUCCACUUUUCUCCUCCAAUCGACGGGCUGAAGUAUGUUGUUGCCUCGACUGGAGAUGGCUGGAAACACUGAAACCUGAAAGGAGUGAGCCGCCACCGUCCUCCUGAACAGUCAACUCGUAGACAGAAUGUGUUUGUUUCCUGGCUGAGGCUCGUCCUCCAUUAAUCAGUAGCUAAUAAAGACACCAAGUUCCUGCA
Salarias fasciatus (jewelled blenny) is the source of this 19719-nucleotide messenger RNA. RefSeq names its product nebulin (gene neb). NCBI's taxonomy places the organism in Eukaryota, Metazoa, Chordata, Actinopteri, Blenniiformes, Blenniidae. Gene Ontology annotation, molecular function: actin filament binding. The record is from RefSeq and is a predicted model, not a curated record. Gene Ontology annotation, biological process: cardiac muscle thin filament assembly. Gene Ontology annotation, cellular component: Z disc.